UAGUUCCGCCCGUCCAUGUGUUCGUGUGUACGCGUGUGUGCUUCUUUCAUAGUUCACAAUAUCGUCCAGUCUUGUUGCCCUUGUUCUGACUCGCAAUUGAAAGAUGAUUUGUGCGAAGUCGUGUCUGAGAUGGAGUCUCUUGACUCCGGAGAGGAUGGUAAAAACAGCAACAAGACCAAAAUGAUGUCUAUCGGUAGGAAGAAAUUCAACAUGGAUCCAAAGAAAGGUAUAGAGUACCUGAUAGAGAAGGGGCUUCUACAGAACACGGCCGAAAGCGUAGCUCAAUUCCUUCACAAGGGCGAAGGAUUGAACAAAACUGCCAUCGGGGAUUAUUUGGGAGAGAAGAACGACUUCAACGAGCAGGUGUUGCAAGCCUUCGUCGAACUGCACGACUUCACCGAUCUGAUACUGGUGCAGGCUUUAAGGCAAUUCCUGUGGAGUUUCCGACUGCCGGGCGAGGCUCAAAAGAUCGACCGGAUGAUGGAAUGCUUUGCGAAGCGUUACUGCGACUGCCAGGGCGACAACAACAUCUUCGAAAACUCCGACACCUGUUACGUGCUCUCCUUCGCCAUCAUCAUGCUCAACACGAGCCUGCAUAAUCCGAGCGUCAAAGAGAAGCCGACGAUAGAACAGUUCGUGAACAUGAAUCGCGGCAUCAAUCAGGGGCAGGAUCUGCCGAGAGAGUUGCUCGUGAGCCUGUACGACAGCAUCAAAGCGGAGCCGUUCAAGAUCCCCGAAGACGACGGCAACGACUUGAUGCACACCUUCUUCAACCCCGACAAGGAGGGUUGGCUCUGGAAGCAAGGCGGCCGCUACAAGAACUGGAAACGUCGCUGGUUCAUCCUCAACGACAACUGCCUUUACUAUUUCGAAUACACGACGGACAAGGAGCCACGCGGCAUCAUCCCGUUGGAGAAUAUAUCGAUUAGGGAGUGCUACGACAGGCACAAACAGCACUGCUUCGAGCUGUAUGCCAGCGGAGGGACGGAGUUCAUCAAGGCGUGCAAGACCGACUCUGAAGGUAAAGUUGUUGAAGGCAAGCACACCGUCUACAGGAUGUCUGCCAGCAGCGACGAAGAGAGGAGAGAGUGGAUACAGAGACUUACGCAGAGUAUUAGCCACAACCCCUUUUACGAUAUGCUCGCAAAUCGUAAGCGAAAAGCUCAGCUCUACUCUAAGAAUUGAAUAGACGUGUUUCGUUAUGUACAUAUAAAAUUAAUAAUAAUUCCGUCACGGCACAACGAAUUUAUCAACUGGAUGAGUGGAGAGGAAAAAUGAAGUGAUUGAGAAGAACAAACUUUUUUUUAAAUGAUUUUCUCGUUUACGAAUCAUCACAGGAUGAUUUUUUAUCGUGUACAGUUUGUUGGAGAUCUGUUAUGUUUGGCACGAAGACGUAUUUUUAUGUAGUUCAAAAUGGGAAAGAAAGUUUUUCCAAAAUAAUUUUUUUCGAGCGUUCACAAUUUUUAUGGAUUUUUUCAUAGUUGAAAGAAAACCAAUACACUGAAUUGUUCGGUGAUGAAGUUAAUAUUGAGUUGGUAUUAGGUAAUUGUAAAUAAAUUAUUCAAGCGAACGUGUUUCGGCAUCACGUUCACCUUCGGUCUGUCACUGAUUCGUUUCUUGGUUUUAAGAUAUUUUAUUAUUAUGUUUUAAGAAAAUAGGAUGGAUGUUAGGAGUUCAAGUUGACCCGGCAACAUUUUUUCUUGUGGAAUUUUCAACUCGAAAUCGAUGCCUCGAUUUUCUUUGUCAUUUACAAUUCAAGUUUGGCGGCUUUGAGAUACCGAACAAAAUUUUUUGUUUAUAAAUCGAUUUUAACCAAUCAAAUUCGUUAUGGCUUCUGAGUUGCGUCAAAUGGUCCUUCUUCACUAAGAAAAUAAUAUAUGGUAUUUAUAUGUGCAUUCAUAACAAUGUUCAUGAAAAGAAGCAUUCUUUCUGAGGGUUUUUUUGAUCAGAUACCAUCCUCCUGACUAUAUCGCGACGAAUAUUGGUGGACUCGUCAUUCAGUUGAAGUGGGUGGUUAAGAAGUAUGGUUUUGGGCAGCUUUUUUUGUUGUCAGAACUGACCAUAUUUGACCAUCGACUUGUUAGGUCGGUUUGUAAUCUGAAAAACUCGAACCCGUUUUUCUUGAAUUUUUUAACGAGAAGUAAUUCAAAUUGAAUGAACUGGGUCGACUUGGACUCUGUAUUGAAUUAUUUUCCGUUGAAUCUUCAUUGCAGUGGCACCAAAAACUCUCGUCAAUCGUAUUUCACGAAUUGAUUCAACAGGUGUCUCCCUCUCCGUUAUUAAAGUUGCCAGAUUGCAGUGAGAAAUGAUUCUAUUUGCCCAGUGAGUUAUUCUAGUUUUCUCCUCACAUUAGAUUUUUUUUUGUGAUUUAGUUCUUUAAAUAUCAAACGUUGGCGAUGCUUUUACGUAAAUGCUGUCUUGGACGUGGACAAAUUCCACUCAAUACAAAAAAAGUUUCAUUCGGCAUUAAUUAAUAGUGUUUCGAGUAUCUUGAACAAAAACUUGAGGGUUAUUAAAUCAGGCCAGCGUUUUUUCUUUAAAUUUGUUUUCGAUGACUUUCAAGCUCCUUCGUUCCCAUUUUUUAAUACAGUGUUCGCCCAAAAGCCUUGCCUAAUAGAGGACUAAUUUCUCAAAAAUGCCUUCUUCAUAAAACUUGUGAAUUGUCUGAAAAUCAAAGUGCAGGAGCUGAAUUUCGUUUUUUUGUUGUAUACAAGGGACGUCAAAAAAUAGAAAUUUUAUCUGAGAGUAUAGUAUUUGUAAAUACAAACCAUGUUCAGGUUUGAAGUUGGAGAAACAUCUUUUAGUUUAUUUCUUUGUAAUAGAUACCUCAGCUGUAACAUUGCACUUUUUAUUACACUUAUUUCUAAAUUGAUUUAUUACCUAACUUGAAUUUAUUGCAGAAUUGUUAGUUUCGGAGUAAAAUAAAUGUAACAUCGACGUUUCGGCUUCGACUUUGAAGCCAUUUUGAAGAAGCUGUCGCUACACUGAGGUCUCAAUCUGCCUACUCCUCAGGUAGUGACGUACUGCAAGGGUUUUGUGACUUGACGCUGUGGUCUCAAUCUGCCUACUUCCAGAUUGGGACCCUACAGAGACCUGGGGAGUAGGCAUAUUGAGGCCCCGGGGUCAAGUCACAAAACCCUUGCAGCGUGUCACUAUCUGAGGAGUAGGGAGAUUGAGACCUCAGUGUAAAUGGUAGCUUCUUGAAAAUGGCUUUAAAGUUGACGCCGAAGUGUCGGACUACUGAAAACACAAGACGCGGUUUAACCUGUAUGUAUAAUUGUGGGUGUGCUCGGAAAGGUUUACCUGAUAAUUUGAAGUUCGGGAUAAACUACAUCUGGUGUUUUCAGUUGUUCCACGUUUUGGCUUUCACUUUGAAAUCAUUCUCAAAAAAGUACUACACUGAGGUAUCAAUCUGCUUACUCUUCGGGUAAGGGUAAAAUGCUGCAAGGGUUUUGUGACUCGACGCUGAGGUCUCAGUCUGCCAACCCCAACGCCUACAUAUAUAGAAAUAUGAAGUGUUUAAGUUUGAAGGAAAUGGAAUGGAAAGAUUGUUUCAACUGAUGAGCAUCAGUUUCUAACACAAACAGGAAGUUGAAAAACAUUUUGUUUCAGUGUAGGUAGAUUAAAUUGCAAAAUCCGACUAUAUAUUGUAUUUGAACAACAUAUUUUUGUGAAAAUUUUCUUUAUUUGGAGCACAAGGAUACUUUUUACUUUCGAAUAAAAUAUAUAUUUUUUGACGUCCCUCGAUAUGGUGAAAAACUAUGAAAUUGGACUGUUGCUUUUGGAAAAUCCUUAAAUAUUUUGAGAAAUUAGAAAUUCAAUUCAAUAGGUUUCCAUAUGGUGCAUUGGUGGGCCCUGUAUGUUAUAAAAGUUUAAUGAAAUUGGGACUAAGUAUUUGUUAUUUCUCAUAUUCGUGCCCUAUUUUUUUAAUGUGAAGUAUUAUUUUCUAUAGGCAUUUUCUCUAAUUGAAAUUCAGGAAUGUUGUCUUUGCAUUAUGUGUACCUAUACUGGAUGUUUCGUUAUUGGGUAGCAGAAUUGAAUCCAAAAACCUACUGAGUAAAAGUUGAUAUAUCUGGAAUUCAUUUUUCUUUACCUCACUUUUUUCAUUUUCUACCAUUAGAAGGCUACAAAAUUUUCUUGAAAGUGAAGUUCCCCAAAUUCAGAGUUUCAAUUCAGAUUCAAUGAAAUUCUGAGUUCAAAUUAAAAAUCUUCAGUAAGUUCCGACUUUUAAACUCAGAAAAUUCAGUGGUUUUUACCCAAAAUCAUUCAAGGCCCUCUUCCGCCCUUCUAAUUUUCGUGUCAUUUUUUUUGCGUCUUGAAUCAAUUAUUGGAAGUACAAUUAACAAUUUUGACUCGACUUCACCCAUUUUCGAAACAAAAGCGCAUUAACGUAUUCAAAAAACACUUUACUGUGAGAUUUCCACUAAAUAGUUUUACAAAAACGCAAUAUGUGUUUCACCAACACGCCCGAAGAAGCCACGUGUUGCGUUUUUGUAAAACUGUCAAGUGAAAAUCUCACAGUGUUUUUUGAAUACGUUAAUUAUGGAUUUUCAUCAAGUAUCGGCCAAUUCCAUCAUAUUUAAUGCGAAUUAGUUGUAUUUCAUAUAGAAACUGCAAUAUUUUUUUUGUGGAACGAUUUGCCGACUCAGUUUGGAGUACUUGCGAAACAUCCUGUAGAGUAAGAAAUGAUAUUUGUUUCACAAGUGAGUUUCUUCGUUAUUCAAAAAAAUUACAACUGAAUUAUUAAAUUUUGCUAUAACAUGCCAAAAAGACACUUCUUUCUCCGUCUUCCUGUCUUUCAACUUCUAAGUGUGUCUUGGAUUUUUGCCCUCUUUGUUUGUAUGUAAAUUAUGUUGUUUGUAAAUAUAGUGUCUUGUGUUCGAUGAAUUAAUGUGUUUAUUUAUGCAGCCCGGCGGGGCUGAACAUCGACAGACCCUGUGAGUUUGGUACUUUCGGCAGUUAAUUUUUAUUUCCACACUGUACAUAAGGAAAUAUAUUUAUUUUUCAUUUGAAUAUAGUGUAAUUGAAGUAAUUGUAAAAUAUCUGUAAAUAUAUACAUAUAUAUAUUGUUACUGUAUGAUGUAAUGCCUUUACAUACCAAUAUCAAGAAUACCAAAAUGAUUGUAAUUACAUUAAUUGUUGAGCGUACUAUUGUAAAAGUUCUUAUUUUAAGCAGACCCAUCAUUUUUGUACCUGCUAGAUAUAUGUUUGUAUGUAAAGUAAACUGGUUUAUGAUUUUGAA
Messenger RNA from Leptinotarsa decemlineata (Colorado potato beetle), 5242 nucleotides. It is a transcript of the gene step, whose product is annotated as cytohesin steppke. Gene Ontology annotation, biological process: regulation of ARF protein signal transduction. Lineage: Eukaryota; Metazoa; Arthropoda; Insecta; Coleoptera; Chrysomelidae. The record is from RefSeq and is a predicted model, not a curated record. Gene Ontology annotation, molecular function: guanyl-nucleotide exchange factor activity.